GUAAUAUUUCCGUUGUGACAUUCUAUGCGACAUUGAAGGGUUUGUUGCGCGGUGGAAUUCACUGAGCCAUGCCCAUGCAGGUAUCUUCAUUUAGAAAGAAUCCUGUCUGAGGCAUUGCCGGAUAUCACAUGCAGACCCAAGAUUCUUCUCCUAACAAAAAAUCAGACCUUGAUUCAAUACAUGGGAGGAGACUAAUUCCUUCCGAUACGUUGCCAUGGGAGAUGAGAAAGUGGAUUUUAAUUUGAAGGGGAUUUCUCAUAUUACUGAUUCAAAGAGCGUAACGGGUGAUAGGGGAAUCACAACCGUCACUGACCUUGGUGAAAUCAAUCUCUUGUUUGUGAAGGAAGAGCUUAUGUUGUUAUCUACAUGUAUAAAAGAUACUUCUCCUCAAGUUUGGCAUUUGAAUUUAACUGCAACAUCGAUUGGUAUUUACAAAAAUAAUGUUGCCAAUACUCUUUCACGGAUAUAUCUUAUGCCUAGGAUUUUCUGUCUUAGAGUUAAUUUGAUUCAAGCCUUGGAUUUGCUGCAUGAAGAUAGCACCCAAAUUUCUCAAAUUUUCAUCCAGGCUACUUUGGGGAAUUUGACCUUUACAAGCAAGUUGGCAAAGAACCAUAAUGGAAACCCAAAAUGCUAUGAAGAUAUGUUAAUUGAUAUGUUAGAGCCAUUUAAUCAACUGUUGAAUUUGAACAUGAAAAAAGGAAUGUUAGGAAGUUAUAAGAAUUUAGGGACAUGUGUAUUUCCUGUAAAGAAUGGAGACAAGAGAGUAGAUGAGUCACUUCCAUCUACUAAAAUCAUUGAUGUUAAACAGAAUGAGGGAUUUGCUGGUAGACAUGAUUUGAGGCUCUCUUUGGAUGGAGAGUAUCAUGUAUUUGAUGAAGAUCCACACUGGAAUGAGCAAUACUCUUGGGAUAGCUAUGACCCAUGUACAUUCAUCAGAAAUUGUAGGUCUGAUAAUGGUCAAUUGCACAAAGGAGAUGCAUUAGCUAUAGGUACAAUAGAUACAAGAAUAGGGAAUGUGAUGGUCACUCUAUCUGAACCUGAAACAAUCAGAAUUCACUCUUAUUCUGAUCCGAUUGUUGAACUUCAACCUUUGGGGCUGAAGAAGACGGGAGAAAUUCAAUUAGCUUUCAACUUUUGUUACACAGAUAUGAUUAAUCUGUGCAAAGUAGUGUACACAUUACCUAUGCCCCCUAGACAACAUUUUGUUAAUCCAUUGCAUCUGGCUCAGUAUCAUGGGUUAAGAAAACAAGUUGUCAUGCUUGACUCAGUUUCUGGUGAAAUCAUGUGGAACAUGCAAAGAGGUAAAGCUGAAUUUGAAACGCUCAAAACUUUUGAAAGUGGGUUGGUAACCUUAUGCACUCAACUUGGUGCUAUAUGCAAGAGAAAUCCUAUUUCAUCACUUAUAAUUUGCUUGUUUCUCAUUAUUGUGAUGAUUGUUUCCCCUCAACAUUUGCUGUCUACAAUGUUCUCUUGUGUUAUCAUGCGUGUGCUCCUGCAGCAUCAAAACAAGCCAAGAAAAGAGUGUCAUGUAGGUUUGCAAAUGUUUCAUGUUGAUACAGCAAGUAUAAAUGAAUUGAAAGCCAUUAUAAGGGAUAGAUACGAUCGAUUAAGAGUUGUUGCGGAGAAAUAUGUAACAGUGUUGGUUGAUUUUGCCACCAAAGGAGAGAGACUACAGUGUCUUAUAAUAUGGCAGGAUCCAAUAGCUACAAUAUUAAUUAUGGUUUUGUGUCUGGUAACUGGGAUUGUGGCUUUGAUUGUUCCUUUCCAAUCUAUUGUCUCUGUUUGGUUGCUUUACUUGCUAAGGCAUCCAAUUUUAUGUUCAUUUGUCCCAACACUUCAUGAAAGCUGGAUAAGAAGUAUGCCUUCAAAAUUAGAUAGCAUGAUAAUGGGCUUGAUUGUUAGAGAUUUAAAACAAUGAUU
Messenger RNA from Cajanus cajan (pigeon pea), 1920 nucleotides. Its product is annotated as FT-interacting protein 3. The record is from RefSeq and is a predicted model, not a curated record. Lineage: Eukaryota; Viridiplantae; Streptophyta; Magnoliopsida; Fabales; Fabaceae.